This is a messenger RNA of Gossypium raimondii (Peruvian cotton), 1371 nucleotides long. Its product is annotated as CBS domain-containing protein CBSX2, chloroplastic. Bases 3 to 1019 code for a protein of 338 amino acids. The transcript has 8 exons. Lineage: Eukaryota; Viridiplantae; Streptophyta; Magnoliopsida; Malvales; Malvaceae. The record is from RefSeq and is a predicted model, not a curated record.
AAAUGCAUCAUUGGCUCGUGGCUGUGGGGACUCCAAGAAAGAACAAGCAGCAAACUCACCCAUUAAUGAGCCGACCAUUUCUCACUUUCCUCUCACUUUCCAAGUCUCCUGUUUCAGCGGAACAAGUAACAUCUGAUCACCCCCUUUCGUUGUUCUCCUUCUUUCAAUAUCCACUUCUCAAUUUCCCCACUGUUUAUUCAAUACCCAAACCUCCCUUUCCCCCCCUUUUUUUGUUUAUCAUAAACAAUCGUCAUAGCAUUAACAUACAGCUAGGAUCUUUCUUUUGUUUUUUGGGGGAAAAGGUUGUGUUUUUAACGAAAAUGGGUUCCAUUUCUUUCGUUAAUUCUCAAACCCUGAAGCUAUUCCCUUCUUUCAAUUCCUUUCUUCAUUCUAAGCAACCCUGCAUUGUCUCCAUGUACCAUUAUUCCCAUAAAGUGGCACUGGCACCCUGCUUGUCUCUCCCCAAACCCAAAGAUGGCUCUUUUCGUCUUGCUGCUGGACUCAUCACCAACUCUGUUCCCUCAAGAAAUGGAAAUUAUACCGUGGGUGAUUUUAUGACCAGGAAAGAGGAUUUACAUGUUGUCAAAGCUACAACAAGUGUGGAUGAAGCAUUGGAGGCACUUGUGGAGAAGAGAGUUACUGGUUUCCCAGUGAUCGAUGAUGACUGGAAUUUGGUUGGCGUUGUUUCCGAUUAUGAUUUGUUGGCACUCGACUCGAUUUCAGGUAGCAGUCAAAAUGACACAACCUUGUUUCCUAAUGUUGAUAGUUCUUGGAAAACAUUCAAUGAAAUACAGAAAUUAAUGAACAAAAAUAACGGAAAAGUGGUCGGAGACUUGAUGACACCUUCACCGCUCGUUGUUCGUGAAACAACAAACCUGGAAGAUGCUGCUAGGCUAUUGCUCGAGACCAAAUAUCGCCGACUACCCGUGGUAGAUAUUGAUGGCAAACUAGUCGGGAUCAUUACAAGGGGAAACGUUGUUCGAGCUGCCCUGCAGAUAAAACGUUCGAUUGAAAGUUGACAUGAUGCCAAUAUCCAGAGAUGAUCGCGAUCUCGGGGCAUCAAAUUGAUGGCAUGAUUCUUUCUUUGAUAUACAGAUGAAACAAGUAUUCUCGAUCUCCCUUUUGGUCAUUUGCCAUUGCCAUGUACAACUUAUACACGAAAUCGUGAGCGUGUUAAAACAGGGCAACAGUAGCUUAGGUAGAAUCAGUAAUGCCAUUGCAGUAAACCAUAUUACCUGUAGUUUGUAUCUAAAUAUUAAUAUUUAGAGUGCUUUUUUACAUUACUGUUAUAGAAUAGUUUAGUUUGGACAACAAUGGCUACACUUUUUUCAACAUUUAAGAUUUGCAUGUUCCAUGAACGACAUUUAAGAA